Messenger RNA from Nakaseomyces glabratus, 1638 nucleotides. It is a transcript of the gene SNG1, whose product is annotated as Sng1p. The record is from RefSeq and is a predicted model, not a curated record. NCBI's taxonomy places the organism in Eukaryota, Fungi, Ascomycota, Saccharomycetes, Saccharomycetales, Saccharomycetaceae. Gene Ontology annotation, cellular component: membrane.
AUGGUAUCUGAAGCUGAUACAGAGGCUCAAUAUAACGGUUCUGAUCGUCUAAGGCCUGCGGCUUUCGAGGCGAGUGCAUCCGAUGCCCUCUCAAGGGUGAUGACUGAGACUUACUCAAUGGAAGUCCGUCAAGGGCAGGAAGAAGCUGAAAACCAAGCUGCAGCACAUAACAGUGAGAAGCAGGAGGUUGUAUUUUCGAGCAGGGACUCGAACUCUUCAAACUCUUCGUCACACCAAAAGGGCUCUUACUCGGACACACAGGGGAGUCAUACUGCCGGGUUCUUCCACAAGUGUGUACACUUACUAAAGAAUAUACUUAACCCCAAAUUAGAGUCACAUAAGUCUGUACUCGCUUUCCAAUUCUGCUUCACAAACGUCCUGCUAGCAACUGUAUGUCUAUCCAUCAUCUGUAUCUAUUGGGGUGCAGCCUAUAGGACGGAACAUUAUUUGUUCAAAGUUAACAUCCUGUCUGUGAUCCAAGACCAGGACUAUAACAACAUUCAAUCAAUGGCAAGCACACUCCCUGCUCUGAUAGAUCAAACACCAGGGACAUGGCAUCUAUAUAACAGAUCAAGUUUUGUGGAAAAAUAUGGCAUUGAGAACACUUCAGAGGCCGUUGAUAAAAAAAUAACCGAUCUAAUUUUCGAGGAAAAGUAUUGGAUGUCUUUAAAUGUUAAAACAGGUGCAACCGAAGCACUAUACAACUCCUUGACUGAUAACACAGCUCCAGCGUUCAAUUCAAGCGCCUAUUUUGAAUGCAUGUUUGAAAGUGGAAGGGACCCAACAAACUUGAAAUCCGCUAUAUUACCAAUUAUGCAACAAUUGCAAGCGGCAUAUGUCCAGUAUUAUACUUCAACUUACCUACCAUCGAUGUUGAGAAAUGUAAGUGCAACUAUAAACUCUAUCGGUGACGUUAAUCCAUUGAGUCUGGCCAACUCAGGUAACUUUGAGUUCAAUUACAUCGACUAUAGGCCCUUUUUUGACCGUGUUCUAUUGGCACCAUUACAAGUCGGGUUAAUCUUCACAUUAAUUUUGACUGUUGUACAACUGUCACUAUAUGGUCCAAUGCAUGCCAAGAUGGUAAGAGUUUUCAAGCCUAAGCACUUUUUGCUAUACAGAUAUGGUCUAUCGUGGUCAACAUAUUUUAUUUUAUCCCUAUUUUUUUGCACUGUAUCAGCAAUUUACCAAAUUGAUUUUACACUAGCGUUCGGAAGGGGUGGUUUUGUCAUUUAUUGGAUUACCACAUUCUAUGUCAUGUUGGCCAUCGGUGCUACUAAUGAGAACGUCAUUAGUUUGAUCGUAGCAUAUUGUCCACAGUACAUGCCAAUCUGGUUGAUCAGCUGGAUUAUAUUAAAUAUUUCGCCUUCAUUCUAUCCAAUGGUUCUUAAUAACCAAUUUUACCGCUACGGUUAUGCCAUGCCUUUGCACAACGCUGUUGACAUCUACCGUGUAAUCUUUUUGGAUUUGAGCCGUAACAAGUUGGGUAGAAACUAUGGUAUUUUGACAGCUUGGGUUGCAGUAACCCAUAUUAUAUUCCCAUUCGUCAUGAAGAUUGCUGGUACCAAGAUGAAAUCGAACGCAAUGAAGCAGGCGCAGGCUACAAUUGCUGCAUAUGAAGCCAAAAAAAAUCAAAGUUAG